AGCAAGCGUCUGAGUGCGAUUGCGGUAUAAGCGAACAAAUCCCUAAACCCGUAAAAAUAACCAGAAAGGAAAAAAAAAAAAAAGAACCAGAGAGAUCGAUCCUUGGAGUCAAAACGAUCUCAAGAAGAAGAAGAAGAAGAAUCAAAAUCUGGAUCAGGAACGAGGGAGGAGAAGAUGUUGCCUACCACUUCGAGAUCUCGUUCUUCAUCUUCUUCAUCCCGAGCUAAUCCACUGUUCCUUCAGUAUUUUCGCCGUAUCGUCAAGUGGCAGCAAAUGGAUGUUGAAUAUACUUUCUGGCAAAUGCUUAACCUUUGUACAUCUCCCAAAGUUGUCUAUCAACACACUAAGUAUCACAAACAAACUAAGAACCAAUGGGCACGUGAUGACCCUGCGUUUAUUGUGAUCUGUAGCCUACUUCUUGCUGUUGCAACUGUAGCCUAUUGUGCCACAUAUGACCAUAGUGGCUCUCAUGCUGUCGUCGUAGUCGUUUCAGUUUUGCUCUCACAUUUCUUAAUCACCGGAGCAGUUAUAGCUACAUGCUGUUGGUUUUUGACAAACUCUUACCUUCGCGAGGAGGCUCCAAAUAGUCAUGUGGUGGAACAACGCGUUGAAUGGCUGUAUACAUUUGAUGUUCACUGCAACUCGUUCUUUCCAAUGUUUGUGCUGCUCUACGUCAUACAUUAUUUCUUAUCACCACUCCUGAUAACGCACGGAUUCAUCCCUUUACUGUUAUCAAAUCUGCUUUUCAUGGUCGGGGCUUCGUACUACCAUUAUCUUAACUUCCUAGGAUAUGACGUACUUCCAUUUUUGGAGCGAACAACAUUCUUCCUCUACCCAAUCGGGGUGGUGAUUGUCCUGUCCCCUAUUUUGAUCUUAAGCGGAUUCAACCCGUCAAGAUACUUUAUGAACAUGUACUUCAGCCAAAGGUUAUAAAAAAAUAGCCACAUCAGAGGAAUCCCAAGGGCUUUUGCACUGCACAUACAUCAUUCAAGUAAGGAACAAGAAGAUUGAGAAAGUAUGAUUUUCUUUUUUUACCCCGUGACAGAUCAUCGUAUUGCUCAGUUUCUGGUACAACUUCAAAGGCUACUUACUAGGACCAGAAACAUUUUCUAAACUUGACCCAUUUUAGCAAGUGCGCUGUUAAAUGUAGUGUUUUCUUGGUAUCUUCCUUUUCUCCCUCCUUUAUAUUUUCAGUUUGCGGUAAUUUAUAUGUUACAUGUUGAAAUCGACUGCUUGCUUCUUUGAGCCUUAAGUACAAACUGAUAAUCUUCGCUGAAACUGGAAAGGUGUAGUUAAGGAUGGGUCAGUCAGAUAUUUGAUUUGAUGAGCAUCUCUGUAAGGGCAACAACUCAUUGUCAUCUUUGGAUGCCAAAUUCGCAUCCAACGCCAUAUAAAUUUCAACAAAUUUAUUUGUUUUA
Molecule: messenger RNA, 1418 nt
Organism: Camelina sativa (false flax)
Lineage: Eukaryota; Viridiplantae; Streptophyta; Magnoliopsida; Brassicales; Brassicaceae
Cellular component (GO): Golgi membrane
Source: RefSeq, a predicted model, not a curated record